ACCAUGGGUCCCAAGAAUGUUAUCAAGCAUAGCAGGAAGAAGGAGCGGAGCCCCAUUCGGUUUCGUUUUUUAAAAGCAGUCGGUGCCAAGGGGAAUCAUAAAUUAAGGGAUGGCGGGAUCAGGAGUAGCACUGCGGCUUCAUGAGUUUAAGGAAGAAAGUGUUACUGAUCAGCGACACAGAGCAGUCUUGCGUCCAGGCAGAGACGUGAGAGGAAUGUAUCCUGGACAGCUAGCCAGAGCUCACACUAUUCCCUCACCAUGGCAGCGGAUGAACCUGACGUGUCCAGCAGACGAAGAACAAACCUACCAGCGAAGUUUUGACCUUCUCAUGCUACAGGCCUUAAAGCUGAAAGCAACACAUACACCUCAUACACACCCGACAUCUCACACUGUGUACCAGCAAGAGUUUGGCCGCCAGGCUCACCUCUAUCCUCCUGAUGACACCAAGAUGACCCUGAUUUCCCAUCCUGCUCCUCUGCAACAGAGCUAUCAUUUCACACCUCACCAAAACCUCAAGUUGUAA
Messenger RNA from Clarias gariepinus (North African catfish), 523 nucleotides. RefSeq lists its product as uncharacterized. The transcript is spliced from 5 exons. The coding region runs from base 110 to 523 and encodes 137 amino acids. The record is from RefSeq and is a predicted model, not a curated record. Lineage: Eukaryota; Metazoa; Chordata; Actinopteri; Siluriformes; Clariidae.